Molecule: messenger RNA, 4186 nt
Organism: Phragmites australis (common reed)
Lineage: Eukaryota; Viridiplantae; Streptophyta; Magnoliopsida; Poales; Poaceae
Product: filament-like plant protein 4
Exons: 6
Coding region: 730-3879 (1049 amino acids)
Source: RefSeq, a predicted model, not a curated record
UCUCUGACCAGAGCUCCGACUUUUCCCCACUCCCCACUUUCUUCCCUCUCCUUCCCUGACAUCGCACCCGCUUUUUAGCCCACCUACCGGCAGCGGCAGCGCCCCCAUAACAAAACGCACCCGCACCUCCAUUCCCCCACCUCUCCCACUCUCUCUCUCUCCAAUCCAAAAACCCAAACAGCAGAGACACCACCCCAUCACAGGAGCAGAGCGAGAGGAGAGCGGCAUUGCCAAACUAGGCGAGCCGCAGUGAUACACGCGCCCCCCUACCGCCCACGCGACGGUCGCAACGAGCUGGGAGGGAGGGAGGCGGCACCAGCUACGCGGUUGUGGUUGGCGCUAGCGCUUGCUAGUAGCGGGCUGGCAGCGUGAGGCGAGAUUCCAAAGGGGAAAAGGCUGCGGGAGCAAAAGGGGAGGCGAGGGCGGAGCGGGAAAAGGGGAGUGGGGGGGGGGGGGGGCAGUGGGGAAUCCAUUCCAAUCCGACCCCGGCCGGAGCAGUACAGCGGUGACUGGCUGGAAGUGAAGUGUGCGCGGCAAGCGACGCACGCCACCGACAACGAACACCGACACCGCCCCCCCCCCCCCCCGCGGCUGAUCGGAGCCGCGUGCCAGAUCCAACCCCCGCCGGAAUCGCAGCGGGUUCCGGCGUCCGCGGUCCCUCCCCGUAUCUGCAUUCCGCGCAGGAGCUUGUAAGCGGCUCGAGCCCUCACCUCACAUACUUUGCAUCCGAUGGAUCGACGCAGCUGGCCUUGGAAGAAGAAGUCAUCUGAUAAAUCAUCAAACACAUAUGUCUCACAGAAUUCCAAUCAAGCUGAACAGGAAGACAAAGCUCCAAAAUUUGUGCAAAUUUCACCUGAAACAUAUUCACAUCUAACUGAGUCAGAAGAGAAAGUAAAAAUUUUAGAUGAAAAUAUGAAGGUCUUGAAUGAAAAACUCUCUGCAGCACAAUCUGAGAUCACAACUAAAGAUGCCCUAGUGAAACAGCAUGCAAAAGUUGCUGAAGAAGCUGUAUCAGGUUGGGAGAAAGCUGAAGCAGAGGCCUCCGCACUGAAGCUUCAGCUAGAAACUGUUACAUUGUCUAAACUAGCUGCUGAAGAAAGAGCUGCACAUCUGGAUGGUGCUCUGAAAGAAUGCAUGAAGCAAGUAAGGACUGUUAAGGAAGAAGGUGAGCAGAAGCUACAUGAUGUAGUCUUUGCAAAAACCAAACAGUGGGAGAAGAUAAAGGCCGAGUUCGAAGCAAAACUACUUGAAUUUGAACAGGAGCUCAUAAGGGCUGGUGCUGAAAAUGAUGCACUCACAAGAUCACUUCAAGAACGGGCAGAUUUGUUGAUGAAAAUUGAUGAGGAAAAAGCUGAAGCAGAAGCCGAGAUUGAAGUCUUGAAAAGCAAGAUCCAGUCAGGAGAAAGGGAGAUAAAUUCACUAAAAUAUGAACUGCAUGUUGUCUCCAAAGAGCUUGAAAUCCGCAAUGAGGAAAAGAACAUGAGUGUGCGCUCAGCUGAUGUAGCAACUAAACAGCGCCAGGAGGAUGUCAAGAAAAUAUCCAAACUGGAAGCUGAAUGCCAAAGAUUACGUGGCCUCGUUCGGAAGAAGUUACCUGGUCCUGCUGCACUAGCUCAAAUGAAAAUGGAGGUGGAGAGCUUGGGCAGAGAGUAUGGAGACAAUAGAGUACGACGAUCCCCUGCAAAGAAUUCUAGUUUCCAUCGCCCUAUGUCUCCUAUGUCUCCUAUGUCUCCUGUUCCUGAUUAUGCCAUAGAGAACUUACAGCACAUGCAGAGAGAGAAUGAGUUUAUGACUGCUCGUCUAUUAACCAUGGAAGAAGAAACCAAGAUGCUAAAAGAGGCAUUGACUAAGCGGAACAGUGAGCUACAAUCGUCAAGAAGCAUGUAUGCUAAGACAGCAAGCAAGCUCCGCAGCUUGGAAGUUCAAAUAUUGACUGGAAACCAACAUAAGAGUCCAACUCCAAACAUGGAUAAUCACUUUGAUGGUGCACUGAGCCAAAAUGGAAGCAACCCACCUAGUAUGACUUCCAUGUCUGAAGAUGGUGUUGAUGAUGAAGGAAGUUGCACGGAAUCUUGGGCUAAUGCUCUGGUCUCUGAGCUCUCUCACUUCAAGAAAGAGAAAGUGGCCAAGAGCAGUGUGACUGAAGGCUCCAAUAGGUUGGAACUCAUGGAUGACUUCUUAGAGAUGGAGAGAUUAGCAUGUUUGUCUUCUGAAGCUAACUGCAAUGGCAGUACUAUUGACAAAAUGAAGAUCGAUGAAGUUGGGGCUACUUUAUCUGCUAUUACUGAAAGAGAUGGUGCUAAAGAUUCGCAGUCAGCUUCACCAAUGUCAGAAGCUCCAUCUAGUAAACAGCAGCUGUCUGAGAAGUCUCCACUCUUGAAAUUACAGUCAAGAAUAUCUUCCUUACUGGAUUCUGAGUCACCAGAGAACAAUGUUGGAAAGGUGCUUGAUAGUAUCAGAAAUAUUCUAAAGGAUAUUGAAGAUGAGGCAGAUUCGGUGAAUGGAAAUGAGACUCAUCACUCUGACAUGGUUGAAAUUCCUGACAGUCGAUCAUUAGUGAAGCCAGAUGGGGCAUUGAGUUCAGGGAGCAAAUGUACCCUGGAUCAAGAAUUAAUGAAUUCCAUACUGAAGAUUCAAGACUUUGUCAAGUUACUUGAUCAAGAAGUGACCAAGUUUGAAGGACAGUCAUCUGAUUACGAUGGAUUAUGUGAGAAAAUACAGCAAUUCUCUGCGUUAGUUGAGAAAGUUCUGUCAAAUGAUAAUGGCUUACAUGACAUUGUCGUGGCACUGUCCCUCAUCUUGUCAGAAACUGGUCAGAUUAAGUUUACAAUGUUGAGAGACAGCAGCAAUGAAGCAGAAAGUAAUAAUUUGGAUUGUAUUGAUAAAGUGACUCUACUUGAAAAUAAGGUGCAGCCUGAGUCACUAAAAGAUAACCUUUCUGGUCUCUGUCCGCUAUUGCCUCGUUCAUCUUCUGAUCCUGAGUUUGAGGGGCCUGUUGAUGCUGGAUUUGAUGUUAAGACUGCAGUGAAGAUAUGCUCAUCAGAGGAAUAUGAACAACUUAAAUCUGAGAAGACAAAUUUGGAGAUAGAAUUAGCGAAGUGCAAUGAAAUAAUAAAAGAAACAAAGGUAAGGUUAAGUGAUAUGGAAAAAUACCUGGGAGACCUCUCAUCCAAGUUGGCUGACAGUGAGAAAUUGAAUAGUCUGAGUGAGACACAGUUGAAGUGUAUGGCUGAAUCGUACAAGUCACUUGAAUCAAGAAAAGUUGAAUUAGAAAAUGAAAUAGAAGUGUUGCGGUCCAAAAUAGAUACUUUGACAGCUGAACUCACUGACGAAAGACAAAGUCAUCAGGAGGACUUAAUGAAAUACAAAGAUCUCGAGGAGAAGAUGGAAAGGUAUGAGAUCGAGAGGAGUUCAAUGCUUGUGGAUGAGGACUCAGAUACCAAGUCAAAGCAGGAGAAAGAAAUAGCGGCUGCAGCAGAGAAGUUGGCAGAGUGCCAGGAGACAAUGCUGAUCCUUGGCCGUCAACUGCAAGCUAUGCGUCCUCCUGCAGAAUCAUUAGGUUUUUCACCUAACCGACAACGUAUGGAGGACUUUUUGCAGGACGCAGUAGGAACAACUGCAGGAGAGUACUCCCAAAAGCUGUCAGGUGAACCUGAUACAGAUCAGGAAAUGCCUGGAACAGGAAAUGAAUCUCCUGUCAAUGGAUACAAGAUGAACAUAACCCCCUCUGAUGUGGAUGGAACCCCUUCCCUUUCCCCAAACAGUUCCAAACGUCCCAAUCAUAGAUUGAAAUCCUCGUCGUCUUCCUCAUUCGCUAACCAGCUGCCAGAGAAACAAAACCGGGGCUUCAGUCGGUUCUUCACGAAGGGCAAAGAGUGAAAACUCGCUGGGUUGCAGCAUCGUGUUGGUUCAUUCUUGGAGGCGAAUGGGUGGAAUGGAAUGAUGGAGGCCAGGAAUUUCUGUUAGAGCUAGUGGGCAAACCUGCCUGUGUAUUGUCUCAGGUGAUGCCUUCGGUUGCUGGAAUAAUACUCUCAGCUUGCGGUGGAGCGGGUGUGUGAAUGUUAGCUGUCGGCAUCAUCCGCUAGAGCUUUCUGGGUUGCCGUGUGUUUGAAACCUCACUGAAACCUCACUGUACAUGUGCUUACUUGCAUGAAGCAGAGCAUGGUGGUUGUUGAUUUUGUGUUAA